CGGUUCUUGUUUCACACAUGUUCGCGCAUGGCGGAGCAGUGCGGUGGAGAAAGCGUGCUUCACGAGUAGAAAUCCGUCUAGCCUUCUUAAAAAGCCAUUUCAGAAGCGAAUGUUUCGCACGGUAAAUGUGUUAUGACUUUCUGACCUCACGGCGGGAACACUGCAGACACUUUAGCAAGAGAAGUCAAGUAGAAGGUUUACGAAGAUGGGCCUCACUGCGUCGCACCCGAGAGAGGUGAAUGGGCCCCUUGGAGCGGCUACAGUCCACACGCGCUCCGAGUCGUCAGAGCAGCAGAAGUCGCCGCCAUCCGAGUGCCCCAUGCAUGGUCUCUGUGACGAGAUCACGGGCCAGUCUUCUAAGGACAAGCCACAGCAGCCAUACCGGAGCGAGUGCCCAAUGACUGCAGCCGCCUCGGGCGACGACAUCAACCCGGCCAACAUGAUGCCGAGCCCCAACCAGCAGCCAGCGCCAGACCAGCCGUUCCCGCUGCCGACCGAGCGGCAGCGGUCGCGCAUCCCCAAGGCCGGCGGGGCGGAGGGCGAGACGUGGGAAUACCCGUCGCAGCAGAUGUUCUGGAACGCCAUGCUGCGCAAGGGCUGGAAGUGGCGCGAGGCCGACCUGAAGCCCGAGGACAUGGCGCACAUCAUCCGCAUCCACAACGCCAACAACGACCACGCCUGGGAGGAAGUCCUCAAGUGGGAGGCACUCCAUGCAAAGGAGUGCUGCACACCCCGUCUGAAAAAGUUUGGAGGUAAAGCCACGGACUACUCGCCUCGGGCUCGGAUACGAAGCUGGCUGGGGUACGAGCUACCCUUCGACAGGCACGACUGGAUCGUCGACCGGUGUGGCAAGGAAGUCCGCUACGUCAUCGACUACUACGACGGCGGAAUGGUCAACGCGGAAUCGAGCCGCUUCGCGCUCCUCGACGUUCGGCCCGCCUUCGACUCCUUCGAGAACAUCUGGGACCGCAUGAAGGUGGCGUGGUGGCGAUGGACGGUAGCAAGCGAGCCGGAAUCCAUCUCCGAGACGGUCCAAAGCCAACAACAGGGCACUGCAGCUAGCCAUUAGGACUCCCAGUGUAGAAUCUUCACCAGUCUCGCUCACAUACAUACGUCGGAGGUAGGCGUGCAUGUAGCUUGCAGGUGUGCUGUGGAACUUUUCAUUCUUAGGAAUUCGCGACGUGUACCUAUCAGCACGUCCUACUUAAAUUAUGCGUACAAUUCGAAGAAGUGUCCAGCAAACCUUGUCGCGUCUCCUGUUGGUAUGCGCAGCUUAUUCCAUGCAAAAUCAUGAUGCAUUAAAAUUUUUUCCAUGAUUCUGUCUAUAUGAAUUUAGAACGUGUCUGUCAAGCUGCUCACUCCGGUUGAAACACACAAAGUUAGGCUUUGGGUUGCAAGACGGACCUACGCUAAUUUACUUGGCUGAAAAAUGCAACAAAUACGAUUCCAAAUAACUAAUGCACAAUGGAAAAUCUUAAAAAAGGUCUCUCUUGUCACAGCCAUUUCGCAAAUGCAAUUUCAGGCAAAAUUAAUGUCUCCACACUUUCAACGCAGUACACACGUUAGUUGGGGAGGCUGCCGAAAAUUUCUGGAUUGCAAUGUUUGCUGCUAUGCAUGCAAAGCAGUCGCACCAGGACUUCAAUUUUCUUAGCCUUGACCGCGAGAAAACCAUGUUUCAGUCAAGCACGUCUCCGCCUAGCACAUCAUAAUUUUUUCUAUUGGUCCCGCGAUAAUUUCUACCUAUAAGAUUGCCUGUUCUGAGAACAUUUCAUACUACGACAGUUAGCAGCUGUUCGUUGUUCUGAAUUUUAAUACGGUUUACUAUUCGACACUUACCUCUAGUCAAUCAGGAAUAUGUACUUGCUCAGUUUUGAAGCAUUAAAUAAACAGUAGCGUUUACACAACCCUG
Rhipicephalus sanguineus (brown dog tick) is the source of this 1909-nucleotide messenger RNA. RefSeq names its product holocytochrome c-type synthase (gene Cchl). Lineage: Eukaryota; Metazoa; Arthropoda; Arachnida; Ixodida; Ixodidae. Gene Ontology annotation, cellular component: mitochondrion. Bases 206 to 1069 code for a protein of 287 amino acids. The record is from RefSeq and is a predicted model, not a curated record. Gene Ontology annotation, molecular function: holocytochrome-c synthase activity. Gene Ontology annotation, biological process: cytochrome c-heme linkage. The transcript has 5 exons.